GUCACCGCACUAAUUAAAUGCCAUCUGGGUGGUUCCUCCGGGUUUUUGAGUCCAUCACCCAGUUCAGACCAAGGCAGAAGCCAAGGAGGAGAACAUGAUGAUGGACCUUUUUGAAACUGGCUCCUAUUUCUUCUACUUGGAUGGGGAAAACGUUACUCUGCAGCCUCUAGAAGUGGCAGAGGGCUCUCCUUUGUAUCCAGGGAGUGAUGGGACCCUGUCCCCCUGCCAGGACCAAAUACCCCCGGAAGCCGGGAGCGACAGCAGCGGGGAGGAACACGUACUGGCGCCCCCCGGCCUGCAGCCUCCCCACUGCCCCGGCCAAUGUCUGAUCUGGGCUUGUAAGACCUGCAAGAGAAAAUCUGCCCCCACCGACCGGCGGAAAGCUGCCACCCUGCGGGAGAGGAGGCGGCUCAAGAAAAUCAACGAGGCCUUCGAGGCCCUAAAGCGGAGGACUGUGGCCAACCCCAACCAGAGGCUGCCCAAGGUGGAGAUUCUACGGAGCGCCAUCAGCUACAUUGAGCGGCUGCAGGACCUGCUGCACAGACUGGACCAGCAGGAGAAGAUGCAGGAGCUAGGGGUGGACCCCUUCAGCUACAGACCCAAGCAAGAAAUUCUUGAGGGCGCGGAUUUCCUGCGCACCUGCAGCUCCCAGUGGCCAAGUGUUUCGGAUCAUUCCAGGGGGCUCGUGAUAACGGCUAAAGAAGGAGGAACAAGCGUGGACUCAUCUGCCUCGAGUAGCCUCCGAUGCCUCUCUUCUAUCGUGGACAGCAUUUCCUCCGAGGAGCGCAAACUCCCCUGUGCGGAGGAGGUGGUGGAGAAGUAACGCCCGGCCGGCGCUUGGGACCCUCUCCACGCGGCAGGAAGAUCCCUCCCACCUGCCUUCCCCUAAUCCUUUAGGUUAGGGCGCAUUGCAUUCAUGUUUAGGAACCCAGGGAAGGAGCCAUCUUCACAAAGAAAGUGUUGUGCACGCUCAUAUACAAAAGCCUUUCCGCUGUGGGCUUUUAAUUUUUUUGGAACCGCGACCGGCUUAGGUCUAGCGCCCUUUGUUCUCGUGUUUGAUUUUGUAAUAUAUUAACUUUUAUUACGGUGAUCCUUUCGUGCCAGAUUGAAAAGAAGUUCAUUCCUGUCUAAAGCAAAGUGGGAAAGUUGUGUUUCAUCUUAGUGGUAUUUACUGUAUUUUUGUAAAUAGUCUUAGUACUUUCAUUUUUUAUGUAAAUCUAAGUAUAUUUUAACUGUGGAAUGAUGUAUAUAAAAUGUGUGAGGAUCCUGGUGUUGUCAUAUUAAAACUGAGUUUCUACAUGAA
This is a messenger RNA of Oryctolagus cuniculus (rabbit), 1303 nucleotides long. It is a transcript of the gene MYF6, whose product is annotated as myogenic factor 6. NCBI's taxonomy places the organism in Eukaryota, Metazoa, Chordata, Mammalia, Lagomorpha, Leporidae. The record is from RefSeq and is a predicted model, not a curated record. Gene Ontology annotation, biological process: regulation of transcription by RNA polymerase II; positive regulation of skeletal muscle fiber development; skeletal muscle cell differentiation. Gene Ontology annotation, molecular function: DNA-binding transcription factor activity, RNA polymerase II-specific; RNA polymerase II cis-regulatory region sequence-specific DNA binding; protein dimerization activity.